Pecten maximus is the source of this 1949-nucleotide messenger RNA. Its product is annotated as glyoxal reductase-like. The transcript is spliced from 8 exons. Lineage: Eukaryota; Metazoa; Mollusca; Bivalvia; Pectinida; Pectinidae. Gene Ontology annotation, molecular function: oxidoreductase activity. The coding region runs from base 523 to 1401 and encodes 292 amino acids. The record is from RefSeq and is a predicted model, not a curated record.
UUCACAAUUAAAUACAAUGCAAAAUAAUUCAAAGGGAUUAAUCCAAAAUAAUAAUUGUAAUGACCUAUAUUCCUGACACACUAUGACUAUAAAUAACAAGUCAUACAAAUCAUUGCAUUAUAAAAUGUAAAUGACCAUAUGGAGCUUCAAGCACUUGCUAUUGUAACAUCUGGAAAGGGAAUAAAUGAAAGAGCCAGGAAGGAAUUCAAACUCUGAACUCCAGGCAGAGGCUCUAACCAUUUUAGCUACUUGGCUAUUGCAGCUCAGCUCAGUCCAGUUCUGCUACAAUGUGUAUACAACGGUAUAAUAUGUGUCUGAUUAUGGAAUCUAAGUCAUGGAGUAAUUAAUCUACUCGUAUAAUAUAUAUGCAUAAAAAUGAGCUAAUGACUAGCCAGGGAUUUACUUUAUGGUAAUGACAUCUAUAUUUUUUUUCCAUUCAGGAUAUCUACAUAAUGGGAACAAAGUGACCAUUUAAUACACAGGUCUGCUACAGACAGGUGGACUGCCAUCCAUCAUCUCACGAUGUCUGUCACAAUGUCUGUCACACUAAACUCUGGCGGGGUUAUGCCUCUCAUUGGAUUUGGAACAUUUAAAAUCAAGGGGAAAGAACUGGUGUAUAAGGUCCUGGAUGCUGCUCUUGCAGCAGGAUACCGUUCUAUAGAUACAGCAUCAGUGUACAGGAAUGAAGAAGAUAUUGGAGAGAGUCUAAAGGAACUCCUUCCCAAAUAUGGACUGAAGAGACAAGAUAUCUUCAUCACCAGUAAAUUAGGUCCCAAAGACCAGGGGUGUGGUCGGUGUAGACAGAGUUGUCUUCAGUCCCUCCACAGCCUUCAGCUGGACUACCUGGAUCUUUACCUCAUACACUGGCCGGGGACACAGGGUAUGCAGCCGGGUGAUGCUCGGCACCGUGACCUUCGUCUUCAGAGCUGGAGCGACAUGAUCAAACUACAGACAGAAGGGAAGCUUAAAGCCAUAGGUGUGUCCAACUUUCUACAACAUCACAUAGAUGACCUUAUAAAGGCUACACAACACAAUCCAGCUGUCCUACAGAUUGAGUACCACCCACACCUGAUCCAGCGAGGGUUGGUAGACUUCUGUAUCAGUAAAGGAAUACACUUCCAGGCUUACUCGUCUCUAGGGACCACCACAGACCACAACACACUGCUGACAGACCCAGUUGUAUCCACUAUUGCCAAACAAAGAGGAGUAUCUCUCGCUCGAGUUCUCCUCCGCUGGGCUGUACAACGGGGUAUAGGUGUCAUCCCUAAGUCUACAGAUUCCGACCACAUUCGGGACAACAUGGAUAUAUUUUCUUUCUCCCUCAGUGAUGAAGAAAUGGUCAGUCUGGACCAACUGGACACUCAGUCCCAUCUCUGCUGGAAUCCCAGUCAAGUGUUAUGACCCAAACUAUUAAACUUGUUUAUUCAUGAAUCCAAGGACCAGGUCAAGAUGAUUAUCAGCUUACUUCAGGGGUGCUGUAAUCUUUAUAUGAACACUAAAGUGGAGACAAAAUGUUUUUGUUACAGUUGAACACUGUUAUGGUGAAACAGUGUUACCAUUGAACAGUGUUACAGUUGAACAUUGUAACGGUUGAACAUUGUUACAGUUGAACAUUGCUACUGUUGAACAGUGUUAUGGUGGAAGUGUUACCCUUGAACAGUGUUAUGGUGAAAGUGUUACCCUUGAACAGUGUUACAGUUGAACAUUAUUACGGUUGAACAUUGUUACUGUUGAACAGUGUUAUGGUGGAACAAUGUUAAGGUUGAACAUUAUUACAAUUGAACAUUACUACUGUUGAACAGUGUUGUGGUUGAACAGUGUUACCGUUGAACAGUGUUAUGGUGGAACAGUGUUACGGUUGAACAGUGUUAUGGUGGAACAGAGUUACAGUUCCAACGUUGUGGGAAAUAUUAUGGUAGUCGAAAGCAAAAUAUACUGUAAAUAAAUAA